Tripterygium wilfordii is the source of this 1134-nucleotide messenger RNA. RefSeq lists its product as uncharacterized. Bases 1 to 1134 code for a protein of 377 amino acids. The record is from RefSeq and is a predicted model, not a curated record. The transcript has a single exon. Gene Ontology annotation, molecular function: zinc ion binding. Lineage: Eukaryota; Viridiplantae; Streptophyta; Magnoliopsida; Celastrales; Celastraceae.
AUGAGACGUGUCAUCGCUGUUGACGGUACCCAUCUAAAGGGAAAGUAUCUAGGCACGCUUUUUAUUGCAUCUGCUUUGGAUGGUAACAAUCACAUUUAUCCUAUUGCUUUUGGUGUUGGAGAUUCGGAGAAUAACGAAUCUUGGAUAUGGUUCUUUGAGAAAUUACGACAGGAAAUCUCACUUGAUGACUUCUCUGAAUUGGCUAUAAUUUCAGAUAGGCAUCAGAGUAUUGAAAGGGCAUCGACCUUAGUUUUUCAAGAAUCAUACCAUGGUCACUGCAUAUUCCACAUCAAACAAAACAUGAAGGCAAAGAAAUUCGAUCCUACAGUGUUUCCAAUUUAUUUCAAGGCAGCGAAGGCAUAUCGUGUUUUUGAAUUUGAGGUCCUAAUGACACAGUUGAGCUUAAUUGAUCCCCGUGCACAGAGUUAUCUACUUGAGGCUGGUUUUGCUAAAUGGUUUCGUGCACAUUUUCCUGGUCGAAGGUACAAUAUACUUACUACAAACAUUGCAGAGAGUAUGAAUGCUGUUCUUAGAGAAGCUCGCCACCUUCCUAUAACAAUGUUGGUUGAACACCUGAGGGAUUUGCUUCAGAGAUGGUUUUAUGAGCGACGUACAGAAGCAGCAUCUCUGAAUUCUGUACUCUGCAAAGAGGUAGACAAACAUAUACGGAAGCGGAUUGAUAGGUCUCGUAGGAUGGAUGUUACACCAAUAUCACAUAUUGAAUAUUACGUUCGUGAUAGAUGCGGUAAUGGUGAGGUUAACUUGCACAAUAGAACGUGUUCUUGCAAGAAGUUUGAUUUGCAACAACUACCGUGUGUACAUGCAUUGGCUGCUUGUGCCAAUAGAGAAAUCGCGGUACAUUCUUUGUGCUCAAGAUAUUAUACCAAUGAAGCUAUUUUGGUAGCUUAUGCUGAACCUAUAUAUACAGUUGGUAUUGAGCACCAGCGCGUUGAAAACGAUAUAAGAGUAUUAUUACCACCUAAAGCGAAAAGACCAGGUGGUAGGCCUAAACAGCAAAGAAUACCUUCCCAAGGUGAAACUGUGAUUAUCAGACAUUGUGGUCGAUGUAAGAAAAGUGGUCAUAAUCGUCAAACUUGUAAGGAACCAAUAGCGUUGCAUCCAAGAACUAAAUGA